AUGAGCAUGCGCAGCGCAGACGUGUGGCUCCAGCAGCAGCAGCAGCAGGACCGGGAGCAGCAGGACCGGGAGCAGCAGGACCGGGAGCAGCAGCACCGGGAGCAGCAGGACCGGGAGCAGCAACACCGGGAGCCUGCAGCCAAAGUCCCCGCGGAUCACGUCCUAUUCUCCGGAGCGAUAUUAUUCCCUGGUGCCUUCGACCAGCGGGGGUGUCCUCUGGUGGUGUUCCCGGUGGAAGCACAGUCCGGACUCUCCACGGUCCUCAGUAAAGCGGAGGUGGUGGACUUCAUAACCUUCUGUCUCUCGCAGCAUCAUAAAACAAAGAGGAGCCGUUUGGUUUCUGUCGUGGCCGAUCUGAGAGAAGCGUCUGCAUCUUCCACUCGCUUCAUCGCCGAGACGCUGCUCCUGCUCGAGCAACAGAAAAGCGUUCACAGUGCUUAUAUAAUUCAGCCGAAGAAAAAAGAUGUGCUUCGUCUGUUGUGCAAACUGUGGGGCCAGUCCAAACCUCAGGCUUUUAAGAAAGUUCUCCUCAAAGACGUCUUUGAACUGGCAAACUAUGUCGACCGGAGUCAGCUGACGCCGUCGCUGGGAGGAUACUUUGUUUACUCUCACCAGAGCUGGGCCGCCUUCACCAAGGAGAUGAAUGCUUUUGAGGAGAGGUUUGUUUGUGUGACGCAGCGGCUGCCGACCGGACUCUCCGCUCUCCAGACUUUGUCCAGACUUCCUCUGCCCAACUCUGUCUCUGAGCUCCAGAUAUUCUGCUCCACCACCGAGGAUCGCUUUCAUCAAGUUCAAAGAGAGCUGGGACUCCAUGAUGCUCUUGGACACUGCAAACUUCUGUUGGAGAAACUCCGAGCCCCGGAUCGUGACCCUCACUUUCAGGCCAUGGCCGGGACCGUGUUGUUCACGCUACACUUCGCCAGAGUUCUGCAGAACCACCGCAGGAUCGAUGCAGCGCUGCAGAAAGUGGAAAUAUUGUGGGAGCAGCUUUAUUCCAGGUCUCGGCUGCAGUUGGAGGUUCUGCAGAUGAGAGAAGCCGCUCUGCAGAUCACGGAGCAGAUCGAAGGCCUGCUCCAGGACACGCUGCAGCCGUACAACAUGCAGCUGGCGGCGGAUGCAGCGGAGGCCGAGCGGCUCUCCUCAGACUUCCACUCCUCGGUCUACGCUCCGGCCAUGUCGUUGGUGGUCGCGGCUGAUGAAGUGAUCCACACGUUAACAGAGCUGCUCAGUGACGCGUCGAGCCGAGAGCGAUGGAUCCUGGAUCUGCAGAGACUGAAGGACAAGCUCCAGGCCACAGUGCACCUGACUCUGCAGACGCUGCAGGCUGUGGCCAAAUACCACCGAUUCUACAACAAGGCUCACAGCUGGUACAGGUCGGUUCUAUCGGAGAACUUCCUGCAGGACUUUCUCUCUGAAGAGGAACCACAGAAGAAGCCGUGGGGAGCCGUCCCCGAGUGGAGGAGGAGGCUCCGUGUGCUCCUUCAGAACAGGCCCCCCCCACACAUGGAGGAGCUGGUCCAUCUGGGACAUCUGGCCUCGGUCAUCCCCGACAAACGCCUGCAGCACGAGGGCAGGCAGCUGUCGCAUCGGUGUCUGACUUUGAGACGGAUCAUGUUGUCGUCCAAAGCCGUGCCGUUAGCUCAGCUUCAGGCGGCCCUUCAGUGGCAGUUUGAGCUCCUGCAGAAUUCUCAGGGCAAACCAACUGAACACUCUGCGUCAGACCGGUCCAGUCAGGAGCCGAACCCCAGGAUGGAGGACCGUAAGCUGGACCUCCUCAGACCAGGUCCCGCGGUGGAAGGAAAGCCAUCGUCUCUCAGUUCCUUUGACUCUGGGUUUGAAGGAGCAGGAAGCAGCGUGUUGGAAGCACAGGUCGUGACUCCGGACGCUCAGCCUCGGAACCAUCGGAGCCGUGGAGAGACCGAGACAAACCUUUCUGAUUCUGGUGGGUUUGGAUCACUUGGAGACUCCUCUCGGCCCAGUGCUGCUCCCAGAGAGGCCCUUCAGUCCCUUGACCUGGAGCGGAGAGAUUCUUGCAACAUCUCCAUCCGACAAAUGCAUGAAGAGCUGUGUCCUGCUGCUUCAUGGACUCUGAAUCUGGGCAGCCUGGAGGACUCGGACCUCAGCUCUGUCACGCAUGUCCUGUCCAGCACCGUCACAGAGGCCGCGAACCAGGCCACGGACCAGACUACAGACCAGACUACAGACCAGACCACAGCUGGACCCUCCAUGCUCUGGGACUCCUACGACCUCCAUGAACAAUACCUGGAUGCAACAGAAUGUGCUGCUUCUCUGAAGGACUGGGACGUCCAGGAGGAGGAGCACCUGUGUGAGGUGGAGCGGAGCCUGGAGCGUACGGAGCAGAUCCUGGCAGAGGAGGAGCGAGUUUUGGCUCAAAAGGCUCAGCUGGAGGUUCUGCUCGACGAUGCCGGGUCGCCUCCUCUGCUUUCUUUGGACAAACGGAUGUGCACAGAUGAAUCUCAUGAUGUGGAUCUUCACCAGUUUGAUCCUGAAUCACAAACUGACACAGACUUUGGGGGAGGUUUUGAGCCUGGAGACUGGAACUCUAAACUGGACCCCGUCUCCGAACUCGAAGAGGUCCGUGCUCUGGACCAGAAGAUCUUGGAGGAGGAAUUAAAAAUCGCUUUGCUCCGGCGAGAAAAACGUUUAGACGAAGCUCAGCAGAGGACGUCAGAAACACUGGAAGAACAGGACGCCCAGACACCGCUGUUAUUGGACAAAAUGGAGCAGGGAAAUCUCGAGGGUCAAACUGUGAGACCGAGACGACGCGUGAAGGAGCGAGACCGAGCGUCCCGAGUCAUCAGAUGCUCUAUAAUGUCCAGAGCAGAGAGUGAAGACGAUCGAGCCGUCUGUCAGAGGCUUUCUGAUCUCUGCGGCGAAGGGAGGUCACCAGAGAAUGUCAGACAUUUCUCUUCUGAGCCACCGGAGAAUGAAGAUUUAUCUGUGGUUUUGGAAUUACACAAAACCUCCCAUCCUCCCACUGACUCCCCCGUCUCUCUCAACACAACAGCCCCACCCAGAAAUCUAGAGCAAGCGUCUUCUGUUGAAAGCGUCUCUUCUGACAGCUCAGUGGAAGAGGCCUUGCCACGCCUCCAGCCCGUUCCCAAGCCCAGGCAGAAUCCUCCAAUGACUCAGUCUAAAUCUCUCAACACUGAGGUUGGUGUGACCUUGUGUGCCUCUAUCACUCCUGGAGGGAGUGGAUCUCUGGAUGUUCUGGAGCUUGCACCGCUGACCUCCAGAGACUUGGGUUGUGAUGUACCCACUGAGGACACCACAGACCAGGGGGGUGGGGGUAUAGAUGACCAGGAUGGAGGAGGUGCAGCCUUGGACCAGGGUGGUGGAGGUGGGGCCUUAGACCAGGGUGGUGGAGGAGGUGGGGCCUUGGACCAGGGUGGAGGAGGAGGUGGGGCCUUAGACCAGGGUGGUGGAGGAGUUGGGGCCUUGGACCAGGGUGGAGGAGGUUGGGCCUUGGACCAGGGUGGAGGAGGAGUUGGGGCCUUGGACCAGGGUGGUGGAGGAGGUGGGGCCUUGGACCAGGGUGGUGGAGGAGGUGGGGCUUUGGACCAGGGUGGAGGAGGAGGUGGGGCCUUGGACCAGGGUGGAGGAGGAGUUGGGGCCUUGGACCAGGGUGGUGGAGGAGGUGGGGCCUUGGACCAGGGUGGUGGAGGAGGUGGAGCUUUGGACCAGGGUGGAGGAGGAGGUGGGGCCUUGGACCAGGGUGGUGGAGGAGGAGUUGGGGCCUUGGACCAGGGUGGUGGAGGAGGAGUUGGGGCCUUGGACCAGGGUGGUGGAGGAGGAGUUGGGGCCUUGGACCAGGGUGGUGGAGGAGGAGGUGGGGCCUUGGACCAGGGUGGAGGAGGAGGUGGGGCCUUGGACCAGGGUGGAGCUCCAGUUGUUUGUCCAAAUCUGGAGCUGCUCAGUAAUAAUAAUAAUAACUGUGUGCGUUCUGAGGGCGGAGCACAGACGGCUCUGGACCAGGAUCCUGAUCAGAUUGAAGACCUCCGCUCCUGUGAGGACCAUGUGAGGCCCGUCCCAGUGUGCGCUCCGCUGUGUGACCUCCAACAUGUGACGUCUGCCUCCGGGACACGGCACCAGGGCAGACACACUCAGUUGCAGCCUUCAGACUUGGGCCGCACCAUCGUCCUGGACACUGGCUCUGGUUUGAUGAAAGCUGGUUUUGCUGAUGAAGAUCUUCCUAGUGUCAUCUUUCCAACGAUAAUAGGAGAGCCAAAGUACGAGGAGGUGAUGAAUGGCAGCUCGGAGAGGGAGCUGUAUGUGGGGUACGAGGCCCAGCACAUGAGGGGGGUCCUGGCUUUGAGGCGUCCCAUCAAACACGGAGUCAUCCACAACUGGGACGACAUGGAGAAGAUUUGGCAGCACACCUUCGACCUGUUGCGUGUGGACCCAGAGGAGCACCCUGUCCUGCUCACGGAGGCUCCCAUGAACCCUGUGGAGAACCGGCAGCGUGCGGUGGAGAUCAUGUUUGAGCUCUUCAGAGUUCCCUUCUGUUACGUCUCCAUGCAGGCCGUGCUGGCCCUGUACGCUGCCGGCAGGACCACGGGUGUGGUGCUGGACUCUGGGGACGGAGUGACCCACAGCGUCCCGGUCUAUGAGGGUUACGUCCUGUCCCAUGCUGUGCAGCGCCUCCCUCUGGCUGGAGCUGACGUCAGCGCUCACCUCACAAAGCUGCUGCAGGAGCAGGGCGUCUGCCUCAGGACCUCAGCGGAGCAGGAGAUCGUUCGGGAGAUGAAGGAGAAGUGCUGCUAUGUGGCUCUGAGGUACGAGGACGAGCUGCGGGACGGCUGCGGCGCAGCGAGCUACACGCUGCCGGACGGGAAGACGGUGACGCUGACGUCAGAGAGGAUCAGAGCCCCAGAGAUCCUCUUCAAACCGGAGCUGAUUGGCCGCGAUCACUAUGGCCUCCACGAGAGUCUGUACAAAUCCAUCCUGAGCUCAGACCUGGACCUGCGGCGGGACUUCCUGGGGAAUGUCCUUCUGUCUGGGGGGACCACUCUUCUCCCUGGGCUCCCGGAGCGCCUGGAGGCCGAGCUGAGCCGCCUCGUGCCCGGUGACCCUGGCUCCGCUGUGAGGGUGGUCAGUCCCUCAGACCGGGACUUCUCGGUGUGGUGCGGGGGAGCGGUGCUGGCCAACCUCUCCUCCUUCUGCUCCCUGUGGAUCAGCCAGAGCGAGUACGAGGAGCACGGGCCUCACAUCGUCCUCCGCAAGUGCUUCUGA
Molecule: messenger RNA, 5253 nt
Organism: Knipowitschia caucasica
Lineage: Eukaryota; Metazoa; Chordata; Actinopteri; Gobiiformes; Gobiidae
Source: the annotation of a GenBank genome assembly